Messenger RNA from Aspergillus puulaauensis, 1386 nucleotides. Its product is annotated as glycoside hydrolase family 76 protein. The record is from RefSeq and is a predicted model, not a curated record. NCBI's taxonomy places the organism in Eukaryota, Fungi, Ascomycota, Eurotiomycetes, Eurotiales, Aspergillaceae. Gene Ontology annotation, biological process: fungal-type cell wall biogenesis; carbohydrate catabolic process. The transcript is spliced from 4 exons. Gene Ontology annotation, molecular function: mannan endo-1,6-alpha-mannosidase activity. The coding region runs from base 1 to 1386 and encodes 461 amino acids.
AUGCGCUGGGGCUCUGUGCUGUCCCUCAGUGGGGCCGCCCUGGUGUUGCUGCUCCAGGGCCAGCCCGUCCUAUCAACUAUCGAGAUCCAGCCUACUUCCAUUGACUCGCUCACGGAGGCUGGUGAGACCCUCACCGACCCAAUGUGGGAGUUCUACCUGCAGAACCAGACUGAAGGCAUUCCCGGAAAGCUGACCGACACCUGGUAUGUCGCCGGUGCGAUGUUCAUGACCAUGAUCCAAUUCUGGCACGUGUCUGGCUACGACAAGCACAAUGAAGUCAUCUCGCAUGACAUGAUGUUCCAGUCCGGCAGAAACUUCGACUACUUUGACUCCAACUACAGUCAAUGGCUGGGUAACGAUGACCAAAUGUUCUGGGGUCUCGCUGCCAUCACCGCCUCGGAGACUGGUUUCCCAGAGGUCGAGGACAAGGAAAAGCCGACGUGGACCUCCCUGGCCCGCGCCGUCUUCACCAUGCAGAACGACCGCUGGGACACAGAGAAGUGCGACGGUGGCAUCACCUGGCAAAUCCACCCCUGGCAGGCCGGCUACACGCUGCGCAACUCCAUCUCAAACGGCGGGCUCUUCCAGCUCGCCGCCCGGCUGGGCCGCUUCACGCGCAACGACACUUAUAUCGAAGCGGCCGAGAAGAUCUGGGACUGGUCCGAAGCGUCGCCGCUCAUCCAGCCGAAGAGGAAUUGGUUCGUUGCCGAUUCCACCUCGGGCGACAACAACUGCAAGGACAGCGGCGACAUGCAAUGGUCCUACAACUACGGCACCUACCUUGCCGGUGCCGCUUACAUGUACAACUACACCGAAGACGCCAAAUGGCGCAAGCGCACAGAAGGUCUCCUCGGCCGACUGACCACAGACUUCUUCCCGAAGCAAUACGACGGCAAAAUCUUCUCCGACUACGCGUGCGAACCCAAACAAACCUGCGACCGCAACAUGCUCAACUUCAAGGGCUGGUCGGCGCAGUGGAUGGCCAUGGCCGCGACCCUAGUGCCCGAGCUGCGGCCGCAGGUCGAGGCCAAGAUGCAAAGUUCCGCCGUGGCAAUCGGCACCUCGUGCGUCGGCGAGUCCGAGGGUCUGAAGAACCUGUGCGGCUCGCGCUGGUGGGGCGCCAAGUGGGAUGGGAUCAAGGGGCUGGAGGUGCAGCAGGCCGCGCUCGGUGGGAUUACGGCGAAUCUGAUGCUGCUGAGUAGUGCGUCGGCGAAGACGAUUGACACGAAUCCCGAUGCGAAGGAGGAGUAUCUGGAUACGAGCGAGGACCCCAGCGGCGAGCUGAAGCCGAUUUCGACGGGGGAUCGCGUCGGCUCGUGGAUUCUGACUGUGCUUUGGGGGGCUGGAAUUGUGGCUGCUGGGUGGUGGUUGAUGAAGCAGCAGUAG